UGCGCAUGCGCUGUGUAUCGUCAGAGGGGUGUCGCGAAAGUGAAUCUUUCAAGAGCGGAUCAAAACACGCUUUACAUUAGAUUCUGGAGACUCCUUUUGUUCUUUAUGACAACAUUUGACAAACAAGCUUCACAGCAUCGAGGAGACUGAAUCAGAGUAAAAAAUAUACCAGACUGAACCGAAACUAUUUACGCAGUCAGACACCGACUACUGACUACUCAAGAUCAGUCCAAUGGCGGCGGCGUGUGUGACAAAGGUGGAGCUGACAGUCUCCUGUGAAAACCUGCUGGACAAAGAUGUGGGGUCUAAAUCUGACCCGCUGUGUGUCCUGCUCAUGAACACAUCUGGAAACCAGUGGUUUGAGGUCGAUCGCACUGAGAGGGUUAAGAACUGCUUAUGCCCAAAAUUUGCCAAGAAGUUUGUUGUCGAUUACUGCUUUGAGGUAGUUCAGAAGCUCAGAUUUGGCAUUUAUGAUAUUGACAAUAAAUCCAUCGAUUUGAGCGAUGAUGACUUCCUGGGCGAGUUCGAGUGUUCGUUGGGUCAGAUUGUUUCCAGUAGCAAGCUGACGAGACCUUUGCAGCUGAAGAACAAGAAACCUGCAGGAAAGGGAGUGAUUACGAUCAGUGCAGAGGAAAUCAAGGACAACAGAGUUGUCAAUUUUGAGAUGGAGGCCAGAAAACUGGACAAUAAGGAUUUCUUUGGAAAAUCAGACCCCUACCUGGAAUUUUACAGGCAGACAGAAACAGGCUGGCAGCUUGCUCACAGAACUGAGGUUGUGAAGAAUAACUUGAACCCUUGCUGGAGGCCUUUUAAAAUCCCUCUACGUUCUCUGUGUGCAGGAGACACGGAGAAACCAAUCAAGGUUGAAUGUUACGAUUAUGACAGCGAUGGAUCUCAUGAUUUGAUAGGGAUUUUUGAGACCAAUAUGAAGCGUCUGCAAGAGACCACUCGCACCGCUCCGGUAGAGUUUGAGUGUAUAAACAGUAAGAAGAAACAGAAGAAAAGUUAUAAGAACUCUGGAGUAGUGGUUGUGAAAGUUUGUCAGAUUACGAAGGAAUACACCUUUCUGGAUUACAUCAUGGGAGGCUGCCAGAUAAAUUUCACUGUGGGCAUAGACUUCACUGGGUCAAAUGGUGACCCCAAGUCACCUGAUUCUUUACAUUACAUCAGUCCUCAGGGUGUGAAUGAAUAUCUCUCAGCAAUCUGGUCAGUUGGCCUUGUGGUCCAGGACUAUGACAGUGACAAAAUGUUUCCUGCAUUUGGAUUUGGCGCUCAGAUUCCACCUACUUGGCAGGUGUCUCAUGAGUUUCCUCUCAGCUUCAAUCCUGCAAACCCAUACUGUGCAGGUGUUGAAGGUGUGGUGGAGGCCUACAGGAUGUGCCUUCCUCAGGUCAAACUUUACGGCCCUACGAACUUCGCUCCUAUUAUUAACCACGUGGCUCGUUUCGCACAGCAGGCUUUACAGCAGAACACAGCAUCGCAAUACUAUGUCCUGCUGAUCAUCACGGACGGAGUGAUCACGGAUAUGGAUCAGACGCGUGGAGCCAUAGUCGCAGCCUCCCGCUUGCCCAUGUCAAUCAUCAUUGUGGGCGUAGGCAAAGCCGACUUUACAGACAUGGAGAUUCUGGAUGGAGAUGACGGGCGACUGAAGUCUAUCAAAGGAGAACCGGCUGUACGUGACAUUGUGCAGUUCGUGCCCUUCAGAAAGUUCCAGAACUGUCCUAAAGAGGAGCUCGCUAAGUGUGUUCUGGCGGAGGUUCCUGGUCAGGUCGUCACCUUCUUUAGCAUGAUGAAGCUCUCGCCUCCUAAAUCAAACACUCCAGUGGACUCUCCAAAUGGGCCAACACAGAAAUGAAGGACCUGCUAACUUCCUUCAUACCACAUACAACUCCACAACUGGACAUCACCAACCUGCUACCUUUCUUGAAGAGAAAUAUCACUAGUUACAUUUGGUUUAAAAUGUCAGUUAUAAAUUUGUUUACUUUUUAAAUCAUUUUUUUUUUCUGCCAAAUGAUCUUGCAGUGGUCUAUUAUAGAGCUUGUUUGGACUCAAUUAUACUAUUCUAAAUGAUUACUGAAAAAAACAGUACUAACAGUGUAAGUGUUCAAGUUAUGUCAACAGAGUACAGCAGUGGUGUGAAGGCUUUUUUUGUUUUUAUCUCCAAUGUCAUUCCCACUAACUCCUUACAAUUUUUUUUUAAUCAUUAUUAUCUCAUACAUUUUUUACAUGUCAUUAUCUUUCUUUAUAUCUUAUAUAUGUAUAAGAUUUUUUAAUCAGUGCCUCACAAAGUCAUUUUCUUCAUAUAUCUAAUGCAUAAUAUCAUAUUGAUCACAUUAAUGUGCCUGAUUGUUUAAGUUGCAGUUCCCAUACUUCCUGUAUGACUACAAUGCACAAAAAGCUAAAGCCACUGAGGAAUGGUGCUCAGAUCUCAAUCUGUACAGAUGAAAGCCAUAGAUACUGACGUCUGGACAGGCCAGUCAUCCUGUUAUGUGCCUGAAUGCACUAUGCAUAACUACAUUAAUAAUAAUAAUAAUAUGCCAAGAUAAUCAGCUUUUUGGAUCAGUAUUAACUGUUUUAAGAUGCAGAAAAAUAUUGUUUUACACUUUAAUCAGAAUGUCUGUAAUUGUGCUUAAUUAGCGCUGAGAGGAAUAUAUUACAUCAUCUUAAAUGUAGUUUAAAUAAAGCUAUUUUUAUCAGAUACAGUAUCAUCAUAUGAUGUGUCAGCUUAGCAGUGUAUGAUAUGUUUUACUGAUAAGUCUUGCAUCUGUAUGCUUGUAGCAUGCCUUGUUUCACAUACAGUAAAUAAAACAGUGAAAAGUGGCAUUGUUUAAAUUUUUUGCAAUGUUAUU
This is a messenger RNA of Carassius gibelio (silver crucian carp), 2849 nucleotides long. RefSeq names its product copine-3-like. Gene Ontology annotation, biological process: cellular response to calcium ion; ERBB2 signaling pathway. The record is from RefSeq and is a predicted model, not a curated record. Gene Ontology annotation, molecular function: calcium-dependent phospholipid binding; receptor tyrosine kinase binding. The transcript is spliced from 16 exons. Gene Ontology annotation, cellular component: plasma membrane. Bases 233 to 1855 code for a protein of 540 amino acids. Lineage: Eukaryota; Metazoa; Chordata; Actinopteri; Cypriniformes; Cyprinidae.